Chara braunii is the source of this 1453-nucleotide messenger RNA. The record is from the annotation of a GenBank genome assembly. NCBI's taxonomy places the organism in Eukaryota, Viridiplantae, Streptophyta, Charophyceae, Charales, Characeae.
GCUGUCAGCAGGAGCGAGCCAGCGAGCGCGCGCGGACAGACAUAAGGGACGAAGGCCAGCGAACCACAACCACAGCGACGCUCGUACGCACACGCAAACAGAAAGAAACGUAGAGAGAGUCCGCUAGAGAGAGAGAGAGAGAGAGACAGAGAGAGACAGAGAGAGACGGGGAGAGAGAGAGAGAGAGAGAGAGAGAGAGAGAGAGAGAGAGAGAGAGAGAGAAUGGCGAACGACAGCGCGAUUGGCCGGUUGUCCUCCUUGGGGAUAACCGGCGACAAUCUGAUCAUUGCAUUUGACUUCGCUAUGGAUAACCUGACGGGUGGGGCAUCGUCUUUCGGCGGCGACUGUCUUCACGACGUUAGUAAGGGGUUUCCCAAUCAGUACAUGUUCUCUGCCGCCAUAGUAGGACACGCCAUGUCCAAUCUUUGCGGCGGCAAGGCGGGACGUCCUGUUUUCUUGGGGUUUGGCGCUGCUGAUAGGGAUGUUUUCAGUCUCGGUACCGCGAACGAGCACUUGCGAUACGAGAUGCGCGCGGGGCUGCGGCGGUACAAGCAGAUCGCACCUCAUGUUCGGCUUGGAGCUUCGUCUUCGUACGUUGCACCGAUCGAGGCAGCCAUCGAAGUUGCCGAGAAGGACGGUUUCCAUCUCUUGGUGAUUAUCACGUGCGGCCGGCGCAACGAUAUGCGGGCGACCGCGAGCGCGCUGGAGCGAGCAAGCAAGCACCCCCUGUCCAUCGUUUUCGUCGGCGUGGGGGACGGACCGUGGACUUUCUUCCGUGACUUCAGGAUGUGUUUGGCGGAAAACGACAGGGCGGAGUCCAGGAUGGCAUUGACCAAUACUUCUUUCAUCAGCUUCAGGGACAUGUCGGCCAUGCCUCGAGUCCGGGCGAAGAAGGAUGUGCUCGUCUCACCUGGCUGCCUGCGUGAGCUUCCUGACCAGUACGAUGACAUGGCGCGAAGGGGGUUAAUCACCGCGCAUCGCGCCGGGUGCAGAUGUGCACAACGUAGAAGCCAUAGAAUCCUUCUCCCGCCAAUUGACGUAUUUUGGGCAGAAGCGGCGGGGAGGUUAGUGUGUCGCGAGCCUGUGAUGGAGUAUGGACCUUACGCGUAGACGCAUUGGGGGAGGGAGAAGGAAGGAACUACCUACCGUCUUCAUCGGAACUUGUAAUUAUGAUUCCCAAUGCAUCGGUCGUAUAUCCUGUCCAGAUGCGUUCAGAAUGUCGCGGGCAAUUAUGAUUCUCAAUGCAUCUGUCGUAUAUCGUGUCCAGAUGCGUUCAAAAUGUUGCGGGUAAUUAUGAUUCUCAAUGCAUCUGUCCUAUAUCCUGUCCAGAUGCGUUCCAAAUGUUGCGGGAUGGCGAGUGGUGAAAGCAUCCCUAUGUCUGGCUGCUAGGAGAAAGAAGUCUUCGUGUACGAUAUGUAAAUAAUAUGGAAAAUAAUAAAAUAUGCUAUUGUGA